AUGAACGGCAAGCAGCAGAAGAUGGUAUGGUGCUGCGGCUGCUGGGUGCGCGCCUACCACCCCAGCAGGUGUCUGCCGCCCUCCGCGGUCGUCGUCGAUGUGGAGUUGGCUGCCGGGCGCUCCUCCUGGGCCGGCGGCAGCGGGGGCGGGAGCCGGCAGCGGUACGUGUUGUGCCCUUGGUGCCGCGCGGCGGUGGCAGAGGGGUGGCGGCCGGACGACAAUUGGGCGGCGGGGUACAGGCUGGUGCUGCCGCCGGGGGUCGAGGGCGGCAGCGGGGCGGUGCAGCGGCUGGAACAACACCAGCAGGAGCAGCAGGAACAGCAGGAGCAGCAGGAGCAGCAGCAGCAGCAGCAGCAGCAGCAGCAGCAGCAGCAGCGGGAGCAUCAGGAAGAGGAUGCGGAGAGAAGGGUGGAACAGCCGCGGCAGGGUGCGCACGCCCUUGGGGCGCUGCGAGCAGCCGAGGGCGGCGCAGCAGAGGCAGUCGAAGGGGAACAGGGGCAUGACGGGCAGGAAUCACCGCGGCCGCCUCAGCAGGAGCAGCUGCGUCAGGGGAAGCAGCAGGCCGGCAUCAGCGCAGGCGGCAGCCGCGGCUCUAAGCGCACCUCUCCCAGGCAGGAUGGCGGUGGCGGCUCGGGCACGGGCGCGGGCGUGGGCGCGGGCGUGCCCCGAGGGUCCCACUGCUGCAGUGCGGCCGAGGCGAGCAGCACAGCCGUGGUCGGCGCGGAGGCGGCAGACCCACCCAAACUGCAGGCAGACACAGAGCAGGGGCGCCAUGGUGCUGGGGCCGGAGGGCAGGGUGCCAGACAUGAGGACGAGGAGGAGGCGGGUGGCGGCCAGCAGAAGCGAAGGCGCCUGCGGCGGGUGCCGCCGCAACCCUCCACCGACAGCGACACACGCGCCAACGCCAACGGCGGCGGCACCGCUUCCGACACGCCCAGGCCCUCGCUGAGCGACGGCGCCGCCAACGGGAGCGGCGACAGCAGCGGCGGCGGCACGCCAGCCUGCGGGCUCCGGCGGCGGCGGCGCUUGGGGCGCGGGCCCGCGUGCAGCGGCAAGCACAGUGCGGCCACGUCCGAGCUCAUCGACCUGACCCUCUCCAGUGAUGAGGACCAGCGGGCGCCCAGCGGUGGCGGAGGCGGUGGCGGCGGCGCAUCUACAGUUGCCACCUGCGCGAAUUUGGGCCACGACGGCGGCGCGGCGGGCCCGGCCGGCUGUGCCGAACGCGGUGGCGGCGGCGGCCGGCUGGGGCCCGCUGUGGAGGAGGGUGCGGGGCGGCUGCUAGAUCUGGUCGGGUGCGGCCGUGGGGUGGAACGGGGGCGGGCGGCCCAGCAGCAGCAGCAGCAGCAGGAGCAGCGGCAGCAGCAGCAGCCGCGGCAGCAGCAGCAGCAGCAGCAGCAGCAGCAGCAGCAGCAGCAGCAGCAGCAGCAGCAGGAAGAGGAUGGCGGUGCGCGGCGGCACGAGGAAGAUGAGGCUGAUGGGAAGGAUGAUGAAGACGGGCAGCAGCAGCAGCAGCACGGCCUUGCCAAUGGCCUGGGGGGCGAGUUAGCUGGGCCGCUCAACAGUGCCGCGCGCGCCAACGGCCGGCAGGAACGCCCCACAGCCCCGUUUGACACCCAGCCGCAGCCGGCGCAGCGGCAGGGGCAGCAGCACGAGCAGGAGCAGGGUGCGGACGGGCCCGUGCUCGCGGGCGGUCGCGGCGGGCGCGACCUGUCGCCAGGUGCAUCAGCUUCCGCGGCUUUGCCGGCAUGA
This is a messenger RNA of Monoraphidium neglectum, 1749 nucleotides long. RefSeq lists its product as hypothetical. The record is from RefSeq and is a predicted model, not a curated record. The coding region runs from base 1 to 1749 and encodes 582 amino acids. The transcript has 2 exons. NCBI's taxonomy places the organism in Eukaryota, Viridiplantae, Chlorophyta, Chlorophyceae, Sphaeropleales, Selenastraceae.